AUGGCGCACGCUGGCGGCGGCGGCGGCGGCGGCGGCGGAGGCGGCGGCCCCGCGGGCCGGGGGCUGAGCGGCGCCCGCUGGGGUCGCUCGGGCUCUGCGGGCCACGAGAAGCUGCCGGUGCACGUGGAGGACGCCCUCACCUACCUGGACCAGGUGAAGAUCCGCUUCGGCAGCGACCCUGCCACUUACAAUGGUUUCCUGGAGAUCAUGAAGGAGUUCAAAAGCCAGAGCAUCGAUACUCCUGGAGUCAUCCGACGAGUGUCGCAGCUCUUCCACGAACACCCUGACCUGAUUGUUGGAUUCAACGCUUUCCUCCCUCUCGGGUACAGAAUAGACAUUCCCAAGAACGGCAAGUUAAACAUACAGUCGCCUCUGUCGAGCCAGGAGAAUUCACACAACCACAGCGACUGUACAGAGAACGUCAAGCAGCAGAUGCUAUAUAAGGAGGACAAACCGCAGGUGCCCUUGGAGUCAGAUUCUGUGGAAUUCAACAACGCCAUCAGCUACGUGAACAAGAUUAAGACCCGCUUUCUAGAUCACCCAGAAAUCUACAGGUCAUUCCUGGAGAUACUGCACACUUACCAGAAGGAGCAGCUGAGCACGAAGGGCCGUCCGUUCCGAGGCAUGUCUGAAGAGGAGGUGUUCACCGAGGUGGCCAACCUCUUCCGCGGCCAGGAGGACCUGCUCUCCGAGUUUGGACAGUUCCUGCCCGAAGCCAAGCGGUCCCUGUUCACAGGAAAUGGGCCGUGCGAAAUGAACAGUGUCCAAAAGAGUGAGCACGAGAAGAAUCUGGAACACAGCAAAAAGCGCUCUCGGCCCUCACUCCUCCGUCCCGUGUCUGCACCAGCCAAGAAGAAAAUGAAACUCCGUGGUACCAAAGACCUGUCCAUCGCCACCGUGGGGAAGUACGGGACUCUGCAGGAGUUCUCCUUCUUUGACAAGGUGCGCAGGGUGCUGAAGAGCCAGGAGGUCUACGAGAACUUCCUCCGCUGCAUCGCGCUCUUCAACCAGGAGCUUGUGUCCGGCUCUGAGCUCCUCCAGCUGGUCAGCCCAUUUCUAGGGAAAUUUCCAGAACUCUUUGCACAGUUCAAGUCCUUCCUGGGGGUGAAAGAGCUGUCCUUCGCCCCACCCAUGAGUGACAGAUCCGGGGAUGGAAUAAGCCGGGAAAUCGACUACGCCUCAUGCAAGCGCAUCGGAUCCAGCUACCGGGCGCUCCCCAAAACCUACCAGCAGCCCAAGUGCAGCGGGAGGACGGCCAUCUGCAAGGAGGUACUGAACGACACCUGGGUGUCCUUCCCCUCCUGGUCAGAGGACUCCACCUUCGUCAGCUCCAAGAAGACGCCCUACGAGGAGCAGCUGCACCGCUGUGAGGAUGAGCGUUUCGAGUUAGAUGUUGUCCUGGAGACCAACCUGGCCACGAUCCGGGUGUUGGAAAGCGUGCAGAAGAAGCUCUCCCGGAUGGCGCCGGAAGACCAGGAGAAGUUCCGGCUGGACGACUGUCUGGGGGGCACGUCGGAGGUGAUCCAGCGCCGCGCCAUCCACCGCAUUUAUGGCGACAAGGCUCCGGAGAUCAUUGAGAGCCUCAAGAAGAACCCUGUCACCGCUGUCCCCGUCGUCCUGAAAAGGCUGAAGGCCAAAGAGGAGGAGUGGCGGGAGGCCCAGCAGGGCUUCAACAAGAUCUGGCGGGAGCAGUAUGAGAAGGCGUACCUCAAGUCCCUGGACCACCAGGCCGUGAACUUCAAGCAGAAUGACACCAAGGCCCUUCGCUCCAAGAGCUUGCUCAAUGAGAUUGAGAGCGUCUAUGACGAGCACCAGGAGCAGCACUCGGAGGGCCGCAGCGCCCCCUCCAGCGAGCCACACCUCAUCUUCGUAUACGAGGACCGGCAGAUCCUGGAGGACGCGGCCGCCCUCAUCAGCUACUACGUGAAGCGGCAGCCGGCCAUCCAGAAGGAGGACCAGGGCACCAUCCACCAGCUGGUGCACCAGUUCGUGCCCAGCCUCUUCUUCUCCCAGCAGCUGGACCUGGGCGCGUCCGAGGACUCCGCCGAUGAGGGCCGGGGGAGCCCCCAGGGGCAGAGUGCAGACCCUGGUGACCGGAAGAAGCCAGCGCCCGGACCGCAGAGCAGCGCCCCGGAGGAGAAGGGGGCCUCGGGCGAGGCGCCGGCCACAGAGCAGCAGCCGCCGCAGCACAAGCCCCUGGACGACGUCUACAGCCUCUUCUUCGCCAACAACAACUGGUAUUUCUUCCUGCGCCUCCAUCAGACCCUGUGCUCCAGGCUUCUGAAGAUCUACCGCCAGGCACAGAAGCAGCUCCUGGAGUACCGGACGGAGAAGGAAAGGGAGAAACUGCUCUGCGAGGGCCGCCGGGAGAAGGGCAACGACCCCGCCAUGGAGCUGCGGCUGAAGCAGCCAAGUGAGGUGGAGCUGGAGGAAUACUACCCGGCCUUCCUGGACAUGGUGCGGAGCCUGCUGGAGGGCAGUAUCGACCCCACGCAGUAUGAGGACACCCUGCGCGAGAUGUUCACCAUCCACGCCUACGUGGGCUUCACCAUGGACAAGCUGGUGCAGAGCAUCGCCCGGCAGCUGCACCACCUCGUGAGCGACGAUGUCUGUCUGAAGGUGGUGGAGCUCUACCUGAACGAGAAGAAGCGGGGCGCUGCCGGCGGGAACCUGUCCUCCCGCUGUGUCCGCGCCGCCAGGGAGACCAGCUAUCAGUGGAAGGCCGAGCGGUGCAUGGCUGACGAGAACUGCUUUAAGGUGAUGUUCCUCCAGCGCAAAGGGCAGGUGAUCAUGACCAUUGAGCUCCUGGACACCGAGGAAGCCCAGACAGAGGACCCACUAGAGGUGCAGCACCUGGCUCGGUACGUGGAGCAGUACGUGGGGACCGAGGGUGCGUCCAGCUCGCCCACCGAGGGCUUCCUCCUGAAGCCUGUGUUCCUGCAGAGGCAUCUUCCCAGUGUUGCUGGGCCACGAGGACCUUCUAGUCUGCAAAUCCUCCUCGCCCCCAGGAACCUCAAGAAGUUCCGCAGGUGGCAGUGUGAGCAGGUGCGCGCGCUGCGAGGUGAAGCCAAGAGCUCCUGGAAGCGGCUGGUCGGGGUAGAGAGCGCCUGCAACGUGGACUGCCGCUUCAAACUCAGCACCCACAAGAUGAUGUUCAUCGUGAACUCCGAGGACUACAUGUACCGCCGUGGGACGCUCGGCCGGGCCAAGCAGGUGCAGCCCCUGGUCCUGCUGCGCCACCACCAGCACUUCGAGGAGUGGCACAGCCGCUGGCUGGAGGACAACGUGCCGGUGGAGGCAGCCAGCCUGGUGCAGGACUGGCUGAUGGGCGAGGAGGACGAGGACAUGGUGCCCUGCAAGACGCUCUGCGAGACGGCUCACGUGCACGGGCUGCCGGUGACCCGCUACCGAGUGCAGUACAGCCGCCGCCCGGCCUCGCCCUGACGCUCCCACACGGGCACCACGACUCGCACUUAGUGCAGUUGCUUCCUCGGCCUGUGUGCCCAUCGGGCGUUUUCAUGAACAGUGUGAGGGGAGCAGAGCGUCCCCCAGCCUUGCUGCUAUGGGCUGUGAGCUCCAGAGAAGGGCGGGUUGUGUCGGCUCUCGGCCCCACGCUGCCAUCCCUCUUGGCUUCCCCGCUUCCUUUGGGCCCGUCCUGUGCCAGACGUAAAGCACUCCCCGCACUUGAACUCUAGGGGCUCAGUCCCCACUGGAAGGGGGAGAAGCAGUGCACCGCUCAAGGCACAAGUGAGUGCGCUCACAUGCCUGCUGGGCUACUCCCGUCACACAUGCCAAAUCCCCAGGCUUGGGCACCACUGGUCCUUUCCUGCGUAUGGUGAAAGUGGGUGGAGAGCCGCGCGAGGGCUCACGUUCGAGGGCUCACGUUCAGGAGGGGUCAGCGUUUGAGGGUCCCUGACGUCGGAGGAGUCGGGCCCAGGUGGACUUGCUUGAAAAGCAUGUCCUUCCCAGGCUUCUAGAAACAUUUCCCAAGCUGGGCAACAGCCUGCAUCUGACAGUUCGGGCAUCGGCUUGGCCCAGCGGGUGCCUGCCUGGGGUCCUCAGUCACUUCGGAAGUGAGAAGAGCCCUUUCAGCCAGACUGUUGGGAUCCUGCUUUGACAUCCAGACAGAGUGGGCAGGCGGCACCAGAACUGGCCAGAAGACCCUGCUCUGGAAAAAAAGAGACUCAAACCCCAUGUUGAUCCGACAGCUGGACUCUGGGCACGUGAGGGGAGGGGGCCUGGCCUGUCGCACCCGCUGAGCUCGAGUGGUCCCACCCUGGGAGGGCCCUGGGGUGCGGUUGUGUACCUAAGAUGGACAUUCUAGAAGUAUAUAUAUGCACACAUAUUUAUUCCUUUAUGCUCUCUUAGUGGUUGUAAGUUCUACAACGGCCAAGUCCCACGGCCUCUCUGGGGGUGACAGCCCUCUUCGUGGACUUCUGCAUACCCACCCCAACGCCUCCAUUCCGGCAGCCACCCCCCGGGGCGGGUAUGGUGUGAGAGGCAAAAGCUUCUGUGCCAAGAAUGCCAAGCAGUUUGGGCUAGGAGCCAGCCUUUUGAACUUCCGGCACCACGAGAAGCUCUGGCCGGGCCCCUGACACCAUCAGCGAGUGGGCUCCACUGACCCGUGGGCCUGGAAGAGCCCCCGUGCAGCUGCCUCUGCCAGCCGCAGCCCUUGCCUUCCUGCAGCUGAGCUGUGCCAAACACCCAAGGUUCCGGGAAUUGGAGACGUGUUUCUAGAAGUUUACCUGUGGAACUCGAGGUUUGCAAAGCCUGUGACUCCAGGCCUGGGCAAUUCCAAGGCCAACCUGUCCCACCUGGGUGUCUCCUCACCCGUGUUUUCUCACGUGUAAUCCAUGCACUUUGUACGCAUCCUUGUUUUAUAAGAAGGAAACUUACCAGAAUUCCUGAACCAGACCCUCCCGGCAGCCGUCCUCCUCGGGAGCCCGCAGCCCCUCCCGUGCCUCUGCGUGGGCCUGGGGUGCGGGCCGUACCCCACCAAGCCCCCCAUCCUGCAUGCUUCUAGCGAGCAUCUCUUCUGGUUUUGAAGAAUUUCUGUUCUGGGGCUUGUACUUCCUUUGCAGCUGUUUUGAAUGUAGUUUUCCUUUUCUAUUUAUUUGCACAUUAAAGCUAAAAAUUAAAUAUUGAUCUAAA
Messenger RNA from Lagenorhynchus albirostris (white-beaked dolphin), 5151 nucleotides. RefSeq names its product SIN3 transcription regulator family member B (gene SIN3B). The record is from RefSeq and is a predicted model, not a curated record. Gene Ontology annotation, molecular function: transcription corepressor activity. The transcript is spliced from 19 exons. Gene Ontology annotation, biological process: negative regulation of transcription by RNA polymerase II. Gene Ontology annotation, cellular component: chromatin. Lineage: Eukaryota; Metazoa; Chordata; Mammalia; Artiodactyla; Delphinidae. The coding region runs from base 1 to 3444 and encodes 1147 amino acids.